AUGAAGCUUCCAGGAGGCACACGGGCUCCCCCUGGGUCCUGUGGCUCCUCCUUCCUGCACCUGCCUGGGCGGAUGGACGCACUGCCCAGGGAUCCCAUCUCCUGGAAGGAGUGCUCCUCCAGCCGAGCGCUGACCUCGCAGGGUUCCACGUCCUGUGUCACAGUGGAUUGUGUGACCAGCACUGCAACCCAGACGCAGAACCAUCCCCUGCACGAGGACAACCCUGCACUGCCCCGCGGAGCCACCUCAUCCCCACCCCCACCUCGGCCCCUCACCCCUGUGGGCCGCUGGUUCAAGGUGACGCUGGGGGAAGCCUGUGAUGGCCCCGUCGGCCUGCGUCCGUGGCCUGGUGCAGAGGUGCUGGUCCCCAGGCACGGAGGAGCAGGGCCACUGUCCACGCCGUCCAGGCCUCUGCUGAGUCGGAGCAGAGCCAGCGGGCCCUGCCCCGCUCUCCCACCCCGCUCCUGUGGGGAUCCUGCAGGGUCAGCCAGGGGCCGGGGCGGCCUGCAGAGGCUUGUGACCCGGGUCAGCUCCUCCGCCGUCCAGGAUAAAGUCAGCGGGGAGGCCGCUGGUCCUGAGCGUCUGAUCACCCCUGCGAGGUGGACAGACGGCCCCACCCUGUGCUGUCUCACGGGCCGUCCCAGCUACCAGAGCCCACGUCCAGGGCUGUCUUCAGGCACAGGCACAGAUGGUCUCCACCCGCUGACCAGCCCGCGGUACAAGUUCAACUUCAUCGCCGACGUGGUGGAGAAGAUCGCGCCAGCCGUGGUCCACAUCGAGCUCUUCCUGAGGUGCCCACGAGUGUGCGGGCCUGGCCCACCUUGGAGCCGCCCGGUGGCCUUGCUGCUGUCUGAGGGGCAGUUUCUGCACCUUGCAGAAGCCCUUGUGCCCCUGAGAUUCUCUGUUCCGUGGCUCCAGCUUGGGUCUGGCGCUGUCCUGGCCCUGGUCCAUGCGGGGGCCUGGCUCGGCCUCAUGGGGCCCUCCCUGUACAGCUGUCCCCGGCUUCCCUGGGACCACCUGAGCCUCCCUCUCUUCUCCCCGUCCCCCCAGAAAAAGCUCCCUGUGUUGCUGCUGGGUCACUCGGCAGACCUGCGGCCUGGCGAGUUUGUGGUGGCCAUUGGCAGUCCCUUCGCCCUACAGAACACUGUGACGACGGGCAUCGUCAGCACUGCCCAGCGGGACGGCAGGGAGCUGGGCCUCCGGGACUCAGACAUGGACUACGUCCAGACAGACGCCAUCAUCAACUACGGGAACUCCGGGGGACCCCUGGUGAACCUGGAUGGUGAGGUCAUUGGCAUCAACACGCUCAAGGUGGCAGCUGGCAUCUCCUUUGCCAUCCCCUCGGACCGCAUCACGCGCUUCCUGUCAGAGUUCCAGGACAAGCACAUCAAAGGCUGGAAGAAGCGGUUCAUCGGCAUUCGGAUGCGGACCAUCACUCCCAGUUUGGUGGAGGAACUCAAGGCUGGCGACCCCGACUUCCCGUCGGUCAGCAGUGGGAUUUAUGUGCAGGAGGUUGUUCCAAAUUCGCCUUCUCAGAGAGGGGGAAUCCAAGAUGGCGACAUCAUCGUCAAGGUCAACGGGCGCCCGCUGGUGGACUCGAGUGAGCUGCAGGAGGCCAUCAUGAAAGAGUCUCCGCUCCUGCUGGAGGUGCAGCGGGGCAACGAUGACCUCCUGUUCAGCAUUGUGCCCGAGGUGGUCGUGUGAGGGGCCACCCUCCAGCAUCAAGCGCCAGGUCAGACCCUGCAGAUGACAGGGAGAAAGCCUCUCCAGGACCCGGACGGAGGACCUGUGGUCCUCAGCAGGGAGGACGCCACAGCCUCCCGGCGUCCCGAGGCAGAGUCCCAGGCUGGGCCUGGCUGGAGGACCAGAUCUCAGCCUUGAUCCCAAAUCCCAGCACCACAUGGGAAGUCCCAUGCUCCCCUGGUGCACCUGCUCUUGAAGGUCACCUUCCAAGUUCUCUGGAACCUAUAAAACUCCUGCAGUUCCUGAAGUCUACCCUCUUCCUCAGCUUCCUGCCUCUGCACCUGUCCAUCCCUCUGUCUGCAAUGUCCCCCUUGUCCCACUCACCACCCACUUCAGGUCCCAGCUCCCACGUCUGCUCCUCCCUCGUGAGCACCUCCCUCACCCUGUUGUCCAGUUUCCUUCUGCUGCAGUGCCCCCCCCAUGGUAUGACAGGGGCUGCCCGCCCUGCCACCUAGACUCCCCAAAGGGCAGGCUGUGCCCAUGACCCCUGGCAGGGUCAGGGUCCAACAGGGACUGGCCUGGAGCAGGUGCCAGUGAACAACCCUCUGCUGAGCCGAGCCCUGCACUGGCCACGAGGUGCACCCUCCCAGGAGCACAGGGAGCAGCAGGGAGCAGAGCGUGAUGCACACACUCAGCUGCUGCCUGGAGAAGUUCAGCCCCAGGUGGCCCAGGGGAGAGCCGCCCGCCCGAGUGCAGGACUGAGCCGGCCCCGCCUUGCCCACAGAGCCUGCUGGAAGCAGCGGGCUCUGGUGGACACCUCCUCCCGUGUGUCCCUCCGGGUGUGUCUUGAGCUUCGCUGCACAGCUGCCCGCCCCCUGUGUGUUUCUCUACUGUACGGAAAUUAAAGUUUACAAGCACAGA
This is a messenger RNA of Ictidomys tridecemlineatus (thirteen-lined ground squirrel), 2604 nucleotides long. The record is from RefSeq and is a predicted model, not a curated record. Lineage: Eukaryota; Metazoa; Chordata; Mammalia; Rodentia; Sciuridae.